AUGGACCACUCGCACCAUCACUCCGGGAUGAGCGACAUGGGCCACCCCAGUGACCCGGCCCCUCCACCCCAGCCUCCGGCCACCACGGGGCCCCACUCCCAUGGGGGCAGCACACACACGAUGCCCAUGACCUUCUAUUUCGGCUACAGGAACAUGGAGCUGCUGUUCUCGUGGUUGGUGAUCGACUCGGCUGCAGCCAUGGCCGUGGCUGUCGUGAUCGUGUUUCUGCUGGCCCUGGGCUACGAGGGACUCAAGGGAGUCCGCAAGGGACUCCAGCGCAAGGAGACAUCCUGGCCGCAGCUGCUGAGUGCCAUUCACCUCCGGAAGACGGUGCUGCACAUGCUCCAGGUGGGCGUGAGCUACCUGCUGAUGCUGACCGCCAUGACCUACAACGCCUACUUCGGCUUGGCCUUGCUGGCAGGGGCUGGCAUCGGCUACUGGCUCUUUGGCGGGAGGAAGGCCGAGGACAUGGAGUCCAAGACCCAUGACGUGAACAAGGUCGAGCUCCAUGAGAUUGGCAGCGGAAACUCUCCUGGCCUGCAGGAAUGA
This is a messenger RNA of Sorex fumeus (smoky shrew), 549 nucleotides long. Its product is annotated as high affinity copper uptake protein 1-like. Gene Ontology annotation, molecular function: copper ion transmembrane transporter activity. Gene Ontology annotation, biological process: copper ion transmembrane transport. Gene Ontology annotation, cellular component: membrane. Lineage: Eukaryota; Metazoa; Chordata; Mammalia; Eulipotyphla; Soricidae. The transcript has 2 exons. The record is from RefSeq and is a predicted model, not a curated record. Bases 1 to 549 code for a protein of 182 amino acids.